AUGCGUCCGAAUCUCUCCUUCGCGCCGCUACUUGCGUUGACGUCAGUCGUUAGUGGCUUGAAGUUCACAGCGCCUAACACCAACGACAAGCUCAACCUCUCCGCGCCAGCAAUCAACAUUGAGUGGGAGCUUAACAACGAAGGGAACCCCGAGUACACUGAAAUGGACCUCUCGUGGCACGGCGAAUUUGCUGGUGGCGGCGGAUCCUUCUCACAUACGCUCACCGAGAACAUCACCAGCUCCAAUAACCAACUGAAUGGCAACUACAGCUACAACUGGGAUCCGACGACAAUCUUGGAAUCAUUCGAAAAGACCAAAAACCGACUCUCAUCUGAAAAGGUGUUCUACUUCGAGCUCAGGCGGCAUGCACCUAACUCGGGCAAUGCCGCGAUGGAACCUAGCGAGAAAUACGCAGUUGAAGGAUAUGACUUGGUUGGUAGCUUUGGAACCUCAUUGAAGCCCGAAAUUGGCCUAGGAAUAGCUUGUCUUGUCGCAGUAGGCAUUUUGGUCUAG
Messenger RNA from Colletotrichum karsti, 513 nucleotides. RefSeq lists its product as uncharacterized. NCBI's taxonomy places the organism in Eukaryota, Fungi, Ascomycota, Sordariomycetes, Glomerellales, Glomerellaceae. The transcript has a single exon. Bases 1 to 513 code for a protein of 170 amino acids. The record is from RefSeq and is a predicted model, not a curated record.